This is a messenger RNA of Fusarium sp. VM40, 3972 nucleotides long. The record is from the annotation of a GenBank genome assembly. NCBI's taxonomy places the organism in Eukaryota, Fungi, Ascomycota, Sordariomycetes, Hypocreales, Nectriaceae.
AUGCCGCUCAUUGGUUUUGACGAGGAUGGUGGGACUGACCUCCCAUCAGAGGUUCUGAACAACCCCAAUAUUGAUUGGAUUUCAUUUCCAAAUCACGAUGAGGUCCUCAACGAUGUGAUCGAAGAUGCAUUUGCCCCCCAAGAGCCAACAACAACUCAUGAUUCACCUAAGAUGUGGACCAGGUUUGGUGAGAUGGAGGAAGAGGAGCGCAUGACUCCUAUGGAGCAGAUCGACUUGUCGCCAAGUUCUCCUACGCAGAGCCCCCCAGAAUACGGCUCCAGUCCAGAAGAUCUUUUUCAAGGCCUCGAUUAUGAAAUGAUUGGCGCUUUUGAGCCAGAGGCCACAGUGCAGGAUGAUCUCAGUCUUGCUGUGGGCGAGGCAGCUGCUUCAGCUGAGCCUAUCGAACAGGAAGAUAUCAUGAUCACCGAAGCCAACGUGCGGGAAGAGUCUUUGAGCAGCGUCGUCAGAGUGGAGCUUCCAGAAAGUCUUCUCCUCGUCCCCAGAUCUUGCUACGAACCAUUUGAGCCUGGUGUGCCUGUUGUCAGGGAGUCUGAAGCUGUUGCUCAGCUUCUCGAGGCGGCAAAGCAGGCAGGUCAAGACGUCGAUGAUUUUGUCGAGUUCAAGCUUGAUGAAUUUGCUAUUUACUGCAUCCGGCCCAAAUACGGACAAGAGAUGUGCUCUCUUCACCACCUACAUACCAAAACAGGCUUCAGUAACUUUCUAUUCGACGGGAGAUUGAGUGUUGAUGGCACAUCUUUCUUUGUCCGUGAGGUACCCAUAGACGCGCUUCCUAUCGGCGAUUAUGGCACUUUGUCAAAACACACUGUUCGUGACAAAAUAUGGAUUCGAUCAAAGAUUAAUUCUAAGCAGAACAUAUACUACCGCUUAAAUCAGCCAGCCAAGGAGUAUCGCCGUUUUUUCGUCCCUUUCACCUGGGUUGCUGAUUUAGCUAAGCAUUUUGUCGAAUAUCUUAUGGUCAUGGGUGAAAGCAAGCAUGAUGUUAGCAUCUUUCAUUUUCGCUCGACUUUCAGCAACUGGCUGGCAAAGUCAAAGAAGCGGGACCCUGUGUUCAUCUCAUGGAGAGAUGAACAUCCAUGUGAUGACUUCAGAACUUCAAUUGUUGCAAAUUUAGCUUUCUUGUACAAAGAAGCCAUUGGCGUGCUAGGAGAGAAGAAGGGGCGCAAAUACUCCCUUUGGGCGGAGAUAUGGUAUUUUCAACGGUACGAACGUUCCGGGCUUGUGAAGGCACCAACAGAAUCUCGGAGUCGAAGCGUGUCGAUUGCAAAUGAAGCGAAGAGCGUUAAGGACGUUACACCUACUAUUGUGACCCAAUACACGUACGACUGUUUCCGUCACUUGCCCUUCGGGGACAGGCUCGAGGCUAUGCAAUUGAGCAACAGAGCCCAAUCGCUGCAAAACGAAUUAAUUCGGAAGCGUCACUUGGAGCUCCCUUCGCCGGUACACAAGAAUGCUAAGGACAUAUCGACGGCUGGGCGACAGCAGAUUGAAAACAUCCAGCCGGGUGACACAAUCUCGACACCGCGAGAUACUGAAGGGUCAGGUACGCAAUGGAGGCGUGACAUUCCACGCGGCUUCAACGACGUUGACCGCUGGUUCGGACUCGUCCAGCGCGUACAUGUUAACAAACGUGGCCGACGAUCUUUCGAUGUGAUCUGGUACUACCGACCUGUCGACACCUUAUGUGCUUUGAUGAAGUACCCCUGGAACAACGAGCUAUUCCUUUCGGAUCAUUGCUCUUGCGGCGAAAGAAGCAAAAUCUCCGAAGACGAGGUGUUAGGUGUUCACCUAGUUGAGUUUGGGGGGACAUCGGCGACCGAAGCUGAGUUCUUUUGCCGGCAGACAUACAUCUGCACUGAGCGAAAAUGGAUAACGCUCGAGAGGGACCAUCUCCACUGUACUCAUAUACGAAAGAUACCCAAGCUACCAAAGUUCCGACCUGGCGAGACUCGGCUCAUUAUGAUCGACAAGGCGAGCGGUCGUUCCGAACCCUGCGAGUUUGUCACUUUUUAUGAAGAAGAAAGCACUGGCAUAUACAGGUUCCGGAGGCUGUUGAGAAGACACCAAGUUGAUCCCUCGGCGUCAAAAUCUCGUCCAAACGAGCUGGUGUACAGCGAGAACCUUGUUGAAGUGAAGGGAAAACGUGUUCUCGAGCCUUGCUAUGUUCGAUUUUUCAAAGCCGGGAAGAAGAUACCCACACCAUAUGACCGUGAUGGUGUGGGUGGAUUCUUUUAUAUCACUCACGAAGAAAUAUUGGACGAAGAAACGGCAAUCAAGUCAUAUGCGCCUCUUGAGACGCUCCCAGUCUCGCUGCAACAAGGUCACGAUCCAUCUGAAUCUAUACAACGGCUUCGCGGGCUAGAUCUCUUUUGUGGUGGUGGCAACUUUGGACGUGGACUUGAAGAUGGGGGUGGUAUCGAGAUGAAGUGGGCGAAUGACUUUGACGAAAAGGCUAUACAUACAUACAUGGCCAAUACCUCAGACCCCGGAGAGGUCUCGCCCUUUCUGGGCUCGAUAGACGAUUUACAGCGACUCGCCAUCAACGGUGAGUUUGCCGACAACGUCCCUCCUAUCGGAGAUGUUGACUUCAUUUCAGGUGGCAGUCCCUGUCCUGGGUUUUCAGUUCUGACAAACGAUAAGACAACCAAGGCGCAACGGAAAAAUCAGUCUCUCGUCGCUGCGUUUGGUUCUCUUAUCGAUCUCUACCGCCCCCGUUAUGGACUCCUCGAGAAUGUCCCCAGCAUUGUCCAGCGCAAAGCCAAUCGCGACCAGGACGUGUUUAGCCAACUAAUAUGCGCCAUCGUGGGUCUUGGCUACCAAGCUCACUUUUUCCUACUUGACGCUUCUUCCUUUGGUUCACCCCAGCGACGUUCUCGUGUCUUCCUGGCUUUCGCCGCACCAGGCCAUCGACUCCCUCGCCGACCCGACCCAACUCACGCGCAUCCUGCAGGUACUACAAAAGAUAGCCGUGGAAACCUCCCUACAGGAGACCCAAUGGUGGAGCGGAUUAUGCCGGAGGCCACGCCCUUCGACUUUGUCUCAGCCCGUGCUGCGACCGCUGAUCUUCCUGCUAUCUAUGACUCAAAACCAGAUAUAUGUGUCCCGUACCCUGACCACCGUAUCUCUAUAGGUCUUACAGCUCGCUUACAGAACAGAAUAAGGCCUAUUCCGACUCAGCCUUGGGGUAUGAACUUCGCCCAAGCAUGGUACGGUCUUGACCGCAGCAAGGCAGGAUCUGGUGUCCUUACACCUGCAGACCGCCUUGUCUUCCCCCCUGAUUCAAAUGCCUUACUGGAUCGAACAAAACCCGCAUCAAAAGCAUUCGGUCGCCAACGCCCAGAUCGCCUCAUAGAGACCAUUGUGACGGGUCAAAGUCCGGACGACGCCAAGGUUGGUAGGACAUUGCACUGGCGAGAAGACCGUGUUCUGACUAUCAUGGAGACACGCCGAGCGCAAGGUUUCCGAGAUGACGAAGUUCUGCUGGGCUCACCGGCUGAUCAAUUCAAGAUUGUCGGGAACAGUGUUGCACGGGAGGUGGCUGUUAGCCUGGGUGCUGUGUUUCGAGAGGCUUGGACGCAGAGCCUUGCCGAUGAGCGUCACCUUCAGGGCGGUGAUGUUACUGCUACCUCUACAGUAUACUCUGAGGCACCGGCUCGUAUGGGGAUCGAAGUAUCCCCCUCUGUCAACAUAGAAAGGCUCUCGUCUAGCGAAACAUCCGCCAGCACAAGGGGAACUCCACGCUCGCAAAAGUCACGCAGUCAUUCUCGCGCGAGUCAAACGCCAUCGGCGACACCAUCUCCAAGGAAUCCUGCCAAACGCCGGUCCGCCAGCACAGGCUCUCGAGCAUCCAAGUCACGCAAGUCGAAUAAAGACGAAACUCCCAGCCGAGCAACCUCCACCACUUCGGGUCGCAGCAGGCAGAGUGGUUUGAGACACAACAUCACGAAUGAAUAG